Molecule: messenger RNA, 2600 nt
Organism: Misgurnus anguillicaudatus (oriental weatherfish)
Lineage: Eukaryota; Metazoa; Chordata; Actinopteri; Cypriniformes; Cobitidae
Gene: pcmtd2b
Product: protein-L-isoaspartate (D-aspartate) O-methyltransferase domain containing 2b
Biological process (GO): protein modification process
Cellular component (GO): cytoplasm
Molecular function (GO): protein-L-isoaspartate (D-aspartate) O-methyltransferase activity
Source: RefSeq, a predicted model, not a curated record
UGUGACGUCAGCGCGUCAGGUGGGUUAUGUUUACAUCACGUCAAUUUUUCGCUGGCAAGUAAGGCGUUAUUGUGCCCGUUUCCUCCAAACAUGUCCCUGCGAAAUUGACAACACUCACCGAAAUGUAAUCGAUGGACGUUGUUGGUCUGUACGAGACAAUCUCCGAGGUCCGUAUUCACACGACAGUGAUAGGCAAACCUCAGGUCUGUCUAUAGAAGCUCUUCACCUGUCACCAUGGGCGGAGCUGUCAGUGCAGGCGAGGACAACGAUGAGUUGAUUGACAACCUGAAGGAAGCCCACUACAUCCGUUCAGAUCUGGUGGAAAAGGCCUUCAGAGCCAUUGACAGAGCUGAAUAUUAUCUAGAGGAGUGUCGUGACAGUGCGUAUAAAGACCUGGCUUGGCGGCACGGGAACCUCCACCUGUCUGCUCCGUGUAUCUACUCUGAGGUGAUGGAGGCCUUGGACCUGCAGCCUGGUCUGUCUUUUCUUAACCUUGGCAGUGGGACGGGUUAUCUCAGCACCAUGGUGGGCCUUAUACUGGGUCCGUUUGGUGUAAAUCAUGGUGUGGAACUACAUGCCGAUGUUGUUGAAUACGCAUAUCAGAAACUUGACCACUUCAUCAAAACCAGCGACAGCUUUGACAAGUUCGAGUUCUGCGAGCCCACUUUUGUUGUGGGAAACUGUCUGGAGAUCCCACCAGAGAGCAGACAGUAUGACAGGGUUUACUGUGGUGCAGGAGUCCAAAAAGAGUAUGAGAACUACAUGAAGAACCUGUUAAAGGUUGGCGGGAUCUUAGUUCUACCCCUGGAGGAGAAGUUAACCAAGAUCACCCGCACAGGUCAGAGCACCUGGGACACCAAGAAAAUCAUUGCUGUGACCUUCGCCCCAUUGGUUCAGCCCAAGCAGAAUCUCAAUGGCAGACCUAAAAGCGCUGUUUUACCCAUUUUUGAGGUAAGGACAUUGCAGGACCUCUCCCGGAUUGCCAUCCGGCGCACUCUGCGUCAGCCCAUAUCCAUGGGGGAAGGACGUACGAAGAGACGCGUCUCAUUCCCGGGGGCUCGAGCCAUGCACCGCUACGGCCCCCGGUUCGAACGCCGCCGCUUCUGUCGCCGUUUCUACAGGCAGUGCGUCAACUCUGUGGUCCUCCACGACUCCAUGAUUCCCACCGCCAUGGACGACUGCAACUACCCGGGAGGAGUGGAGGAGGAUGAAGAUGAGGUGGAGGAAGAAGAGGAAAGAGGUUGUCGCAGGGUGAGAGAAGACCUGCCCGAGGAGGACGAGGAGGGAGGCGCUAGCAACGAAGAUGAGAAAAGCAGAGGCGGGGCGGCCCGUGCCGAGCCUCCUGUUAAUGUUCUGAGAGAGAGGAUUCUGAGACUCCCCUUACCUGAACCGCUGAAGAUGUAUCUGCUGUAUUACAGAGAGAAAUGAGACGUGGUGAGAUCUAAUAGGUGCGGUGUAGCGCUAAGGCGAUUAGGCACAAAGGAAAGGCAUUUUUUUCUUCUUAAACCUCUCAAACUGGAUUAGCAUGACAAUGAAGUUCCCAUUUAAUGACAUCAUGAUACCCCAUCCUUUUGACAAGCAAAGCCACUGGAUUCGAGAUGAAAAACGUAUCGCCUGUAUAAUUUCAGCGUUCCCCUCUGUGAUCAUGCUUACAGAUGUCCCGCAACACUUCGUCCCUGUGGGAAUUGCAUUGGUUUGUAUGGGAGGUGAGCUUGUUGUGUGGAGCUCUUAUAGAGUAGCAUCACUUUGGGAUGUUGUAUAGAUUGAUAUUAUGGACCAAAGGGUUGAAUAUUUUUUGAUAGCUUUAAACAGGACCCCAAACUGUUUAAUUCUUCCCACUUCUCUGAAAGAAUGAACAGCAUCUGCAUGUCUACUGCUGUUCUGCACUCACAGUUUUCAGUAUUAGAGUUCGCGGGUGGAGCGUGUGUCGUUUUACAUCAUUUAAAUUUGAUUGACACGUCGUGAUGUCAUGUCGGCUUAUUCUGAGGCUGAUAUCAUUUUUUGGGCCCAGUUAUCAAAUGUUGCCAGCUCUUAGAUUGAUACACAGACAUUGUCAUAUGACAAACUAACCCUAAUUCUGUUGGAAAGAUCGUAUGGAAUAAAAAUAAUUUUUAGUGAAACUCUAUUUAUUGAUAAGUAAGUUAACACAAACUUUUAAUAGAUUUUGUUAGAAACAUAAAGCACUUUAGUCUUUUCACUACAAAUUCAAAAUUAUAAUUCGUUCAUCGUUCAAUCAACGGCCCUGCUCAGGAAUAUUUAGUUAAAAAAAGACCAAAACAUAAAAUGAACUUUAUAUUAUUUGACCAAAAAUAGCAAAAUACUAUUUUUUGUACAUCACCAAGCAGAUGAAAAAAGAACACUUGGAUUUUGAAAUAACAGGAUCUAAUUUCUACAUUAAGUUUUGUUUGCAGGUGCUUCUCUUCAUUUCUAUUUGAUAUUACUAAUGUUUAGGUAGCUCUUUAAUCCAGGAUAUUAUCAUCAUCUGUGAAUUAUUUUGCUGUAAACUGACGUACAAGCAUAUCUACCAGGUUUUGCUUUAAAAGACUGUGCUUGUAGGUAAUAGACCCUUCAAUAAAGUUUUAAUUUGCACACUGGAAAAA